AUGGCGUGGUCAGCGACGAACGCACACGUCGCUCUUAACGGCGGGCAAUAUAGCUGGAACACGACUGUAAAGGCUGAAACUGGGAGCUGGAGCUGGCCCAGGAGGCGGACAGGGCCUCGGCUAUCAUGCCCUCGUUCCCGUCUCAGGAGUGUCAGAUGUGUGCGCCCCGCAUGCACUCUCGAGUGCAGUCGACGAAUGCUGUGGCUGCAAAGAGCGCCUUGCAGCGGAGACCCACGUGCCUGGUGCCAAUGGGGACAGGCAUCCGCGGCGGCGUUGGCUGUCAAACAGGCACCAUGGGUUCAGCUGGCUGGCACGGCAGAUGGCAUAGCCACUGCUGCCCGUCUGUUGUUUCGAGAAGGGCGGACGGGCAGUUCUGGAGCCAGCAGUGGUGGUGUUCAUGCACUUGGGCCGGCCGGCGGCGCGCCAGUCGCACUUUGCCCUCCCAGCCUUGUGGAGCACCCGGUACAGCGGUUCGACCAGGCUAGCAACGACCGUGUUUCAAUCUGGCCUUGCCCGGCUUGCGGACUGCCCUGCCUCCGUCCCUUGCAACGUUGCAUCAGUCUGGCACAAUGCUGCUGGACGUCGGUAGCUGAAACGGCUCCCUUUUGUCCCAUCGACAGGGACGGCCGCACCUCGCUACCGCCCCCCGGUAGGACCUGGAUCGCCGCCGCUGACCAACAAGCACAAAAACAAUUAACAAUAUGCUGCACCCACGCUGCGACUGCGACUGCUGCUGGCUCCCACGGCGGCUGGACGUAG
This is a messenger RNA of Bipolaris victoriae FI3, 759 nucleotides long. RefSeq lists its product as hypothetical. The record is from RefSeq and is a predicted model, not a curated record. Lineage: Eukaryota; Fungi; Ascomycota; Dothideomycetes; Pleosporales; Pleosporaceae. Bases 1 to 759 code for a protein of 252 amino acids. The transcript is spliced from 2 exons.